Messenger RNA from Aspergillus melleus, 1284 nucleotides. Its product is annotated as bZIP transcription factor. NCBI's taxonomy places the organism in Eukaryota, Fungi, Ascomycota, Eurotiomycetes, Eurotiales, Aspergillaceae. Gene Ontology annotation, biological process: regulation of DNA-templated transcription. The coding region runs from base 1 to 1284 and encodes 427 amino acids. Gene Ontology annotation, molecular function: DNA-binding transcription factor activity. The record is from RefSeq and is a predicted model, not a curated record. The transcript has 2 exons.
AUGCCACGAGACACAACCCAAAAUGAUGCGCAAAGCGAAAGUACAAAGAAGGAGAAACGGAAACCCGUUCGCCGUGACCCCGAGAAAAGGCGUCAACAGAACAUUCGUGCACAACGCAAAUACCGUGAGAAGCUUCGCGAACGAAUGGAAUCCCUCGAAACGCUUGCAGCAUCGCUGGCGCAGAAAUCUCCGACGAGCGAUACAAUCCAAUCCGCACCGAACUCGGGUUAUGAUGGAUCGGACAUAUCGAAUUCCUACCCAUUGACGGCCACUCCCAAAGACUGCCAGCUUGCCUUUUCCCAGUCUGUCGAUACGGCAUCAAACUACCUGAAUAUCUGGGACCCUGCGACAGCACACUCGAUAUUUUCGGACAAUACUCUUUCAUCACUAAGCGCCUGGAAUUCUGCAACCUGCGAUCAAACAACACAUUUCUCAUCAUCAUCGCUUGUGGUCUCGGACCCCACGAAGCAAGUACUGUCACCCGAGCCUUCCGUUUUGGCACCGAGUGUUUCUCCGACGUAUGUCGACCCGUCAGCUCUCGUUCAUGAUAAAGAACAGACCGGCCUUGAUCAAUCCUGGACGACUACCACUGUUGAAUGCAAUUGCUCUGGCCCACAUUUCCAGGUCCAAACGUGUUGGCCCGGAACCAACGGCCCUACUGAGGUUAGGAUACUCAGGGUCGGAUCGCUCGCCCCCGCACCAGAUUUAUAUGCCAACCAUCUCCGUUUAGACACGAUGUGCACAUUGGCAGCGAUGGAUACGCUUAGACUGCAUGUUGGCCUUACUGAGGAGAUGGUGUGUGCCGAGGAAAGCCCCUCGCCCUUCUAUCGGUCGAUGAGAACGUGCGCGGAUAACGCGGCCAAGGACAACAUGAUCUCCACAGUGCAGAGGAUAUUCAAAACUCUCAAGCCAGACUUGAGGCCAAGUAGUGAACAAAUUACUGUUGAGCAUCCUCCAUAUAUCGAUGUCCUUCCAUUCCGAACGCUGCGAAAGAAUCUCAUUCUGCGUCAACAAGAGGUGGACGAAGAUGGAUUUCUCCGCGAUCUCCUCACCGGCUUAGUAUGUUGGGGAGGAGCAGGCCUCGGGAGAAGGGACCGAAAUGCCUCCACCGGAUAUACAUCAACCGGUACUCCUUGGGACAACCGCAGCUGGGAAGCAAAAGUAUGGUUUCUCAAGAAGUACUGGUCUCUCUUAGGGGGUGAAGACGGAGAGCUUGUACGGCAGAGUGAGUGGUGGCGCAGUAUCAGAGGCGAAGACCCGCUGGAAAUAGAGCCCAUUGCAUGA